Microtus ochrogaster (prairie vole) is the source of this 3435-nucleotide messenger RNA. It is a transcript of the gene Ttll6, whose product is annotated as tubulin tyrosine ligase like 6. NCBI's taxonomy places the organism in Eukaryota, Metazoa, Chordata, Mammalia, Rodentia, Cricetidae. The record is from RefSeq and is a predicted model, not a curated record. Gene Ontology annotation, biological process: microtubule cytoskeleton organization; protein polyglutamylation. Gene Ontology annotation, cellular component: ciliary basal body. Gene Ontology annotation, molecular function: tubulin-glutamic acid ligase activity; tubulin binding.
AGAGCCUCCUCCAGGGCUAGGAAGAUGCUACAGUGCCUGACUUCGGAAAGUGAGGAAGGGGGCGAAGAGAGGGAGGAAAGUAGUAGUUCUACAGAAGAUCUAGAAGAGCUGAAAGAACUCGUCACCCUGGCUUUUGUGAGAGAGAACACACAAAAGAGGCUUCAGAAUGCCCAGCAGCAUGGCAAGAAGAAGAGGAAGAGAAAAAGAUGAUUGGUGAUCAAUCUAUCCAACUGCCGGUAUGACAGUGUGCGCAGGGCUGCCCAGCAGUAUGGCCUUCGAGAGGCCGGUGACAGUGAGGACUGGACUCUCUACUGGACCGACUACUCGGUGUCGCUCGAGCGCGUGAUGGAAAUGAAGAGUUACCAGAAAAUCAAUCAUUUUCCUGGCAUGAGUGAGAUCUGUCGCAAGGACUUGCUGGCCCGGAAUAUGAGUCGUAUGCUAAAGCUAUUUCCUAAGGACUUCCACUUCUUCCCUAGGACCUGGUGUCUUCCUGCUGACUGGGGAGAUUUACAGACUUACAGCAGGUCAAGAAAAAAUAAGACAUACAUUUGCAAACCGGACUCGGGCUGCCAAGGGAGAGGCAUAUUCAUCACCCGGACGGUGAAAGAGAUCAAGCCCGGGGAGGAUAUGAUCUGUCAGCUUUAUAUUUCAAAGCCCUUCAUCAUCGACGGGUUCAAGUUUGACUUGCGGGUCUACGUGCUGGUGACCUCCUGUGACCCUCUCAGGGUUUUUGUGUACAAUGAAGGACUGGCUCGCUUUGCCACCACCUCUUACUCUCACCCCAGCACAGACAACGUGGAUGAGAUUUGCAUGCACCUGACGAACUAUUCCAUCAACAAGCACAGUUCCAACUUCGUUCAAGACGCUCAUUCUGGCAGCAAGAGGAAACUCUCCACCUUCAACUUGUACAUGAAGACCCACGGAUAUGACGUCGAGCAGAUGUGGAGGGACAUUGAGGAUGUCAUCAUCAAAACACUCAUCUCGGCUUACCCCGUCAUCAAGCACAACUACCACACCUGCUUCCCUAGCCACACGCUCAACAGCGCCUGCUUCGAAAUCCUGGGCUUCGACAUCUUGUUGGACCGCAAACUCAAACCCUGGCUGCUGGAGGUCAACCAUUCUCCAAGCUUCUCCACUGACUCCAAGCUGGAUAAAGAGGUGAAAGACAGUCUCCUCUAUGACGCAUUGGUCCUCAUCAACCUGGGGAACUGUGACAAAAAGAAAGUCUUGGAGGAAGAGAGACAGCGGGGACGGUUCCUGCAGCAGUGCCCGUCUCGGGAGAUCAGGAUGGAAGAGGUCAAGGGUUUCCAGGCAGUGCGGUUACAGAAAACCGAGGAAUACGAAAAGAAAAACUGUGGCGGGUUCCGGCUCAUCUACCCGGGUGUGAAUUUGGAGAAGUAUGAGAAGUUCUUCCAGGACAAUAGCUCCCUCUUCCAGAAUACUGUUGCUUCCCGAGCCCGAGAGCUGUAUGCCCGGCAACUGAUCCAGGAGCUGAGGCAGAAACAGGAAAAAAAAUCAUUCCUAAAGAAAGAAAAGAAGACAGAGAUGCCGGGCGAGUCUGUGGGUGAGCAGGCAAGAGACAGGAUCCUGAAAACUGGGCAACAGAGACAGCAGCAGAAGUGCAAGACAGCCAUCCAUCCCCCCAAACAAAGCUACCACCCAGUGGCUUUAGUAUCCUGCACACCUGGCCUGUUCUUGAACAUCAGAGGCAUAAGGAAAACUGAAACUGCCGGUAGCCUCCACCAGGACUCCAAGGAGGCCACCCUCGCUCCCUGCAAGCCCAUGUCUGCAAGGCACUACAGUUCUGUCCCUGACCUGAGGAGUUCAAAUCCCACCAGCUCUGGGACAGAGCUCCGGAAAUGCAAUUCCACAAUCAAGGAAGUGAAGUCGGCCGAUUCAGUGAAUGUAGUCAGCAAUGGCCUGCCCUUAACACCUGUAGAAACUUCCCCAGAACCCACAGCCCAGCUCUCAACCUCUCUGGAAUCCCUGGCCAGCCUGAGCCUGACCUCCAGCCCUGAGUGCAGCAGUUCGGAGAGUGUCCAAACGGUCUCCUGGAAGGGCAAGCAGCGGAGGGCCCCCCAGAAGCUGGUCCAGGAGAAAAAAUCCAAACCUCCCGUGUCUUCCAAACCCAGGAGUUUGGACGUGAGUUUGACCCUGAUCAAGAACGAAGUGAGGCGGCAGCACCUGAUGUCGGAGAUUCUGCAGAAGGUUCAGAUGAAGAAGAGGCGCUCCUUGUUCCCGGCCCCCAAGUCACAAAACCUGUCCUUGCCCAAGGAGUGGUGCUCCCACAGCCACAGCUCUGGCAGGAAGAGAGAGAUGGAUGUGCCCUCCGUCCUCCUCCUGCAGGGUUCUCACAGCCAUGCCAAAUCUCUGAAUGACCUUCUGGUAGUUGCCACUCAGGCCCGGCUGGACCCUCGGCCUAGCAGAAGCCAUUCAGGUACUACAAGGGACCCAGGUACGACAAGGGACCCAGGUACUACAAGGGACCCGUGCACACAGGACCCGCAGCACACUGCCACUGCCUGACUCUGGUCAGAAAGGAUGUGAGAGAGAGCUCAGAAUCAGAGUGAGUCUUUGCUGUUUUUCCUUUCCUACCUCUUACUCCAGGAAAUGGUUUGUCUCCAGCCAGUAUCUUCAGAAUGGACUGGAAGAUUCAUUCCCUCAUCUAGAAAUUCUGGUCUGAUAAAUAGGUCUCAUUGGCACCUUUGAGGACAGUGGCCUUUCAUGCUGUCCCUUAGUUCACAGUGCUGCCUAUGGGACCAGGACUUCUAGGGAUCGAGUGCUGCUCCCCUAGAAAGGUUGCCUCAGCUGUGGAGCGCCUCUGGGUCCCUCACAUGAUGGCCAUCGUCAUCCAGAACAUUCCCCCAGGCUAAGCAGCUCGAGGGAGGAGUGAGGGGAGGACUCCCGGUCUCCUGGAGUCCGGAGCCCUCAUUCUACCCGCUGGCCUGUGUUAGUCUGCCCUCCCCUCUAAAGAAAAGAAGGCAGAGCUAGGACCGAGUGUGGUGGAAUUCUGAGUCUUGAUGGAAAGAAUCAGGACAGUUGCAAAUUCACCAGCAAAAGCGGUCAUCUCCUUCCAGCAGGCCCAAAGGCCUGCCACUUCGGGCCCCAGGCUGCCACUUGCUGCCACCUCCCCUUCAGUCUUGCUGGCAAAGAUGGUAGCGUGAGAGUACCUAGCCUGCAGGGGAUGCUUCCAUUGACCUGCAGAAAUUAUAUAUCUUCCCUCAUGUUUACAUUAAUAAAAUAAAUUGCCAUGCUCGAUACUAGGAAGGAGCCUGGUCCAGAAUGGGAGGCGGGAUGGUAGUUUCCCUGGACCGCUCACUGAUCUACUGAAAUAUGCCAGGAGCUUUGGAAGACUUUUUGGGAUGGAUGAUCCACGGGAAGCCCUGUCCUUUCGUUAGGAUCCAAGAGCCUGGAAUGACCUUGUCUGCCGCAGAA